UGACCCGCCAAUUGCUCAAGGCACAUGGCGCGCUGCUCCGUCGCGAAGCCGCUUACAACCGCCGCCGCGGCUCCGCGCCUCCCUCGCCGCCGCGCUCUGCUCGUUAGCGCCGCCGCCGCCUCCCUGGCCACGGCAACAACAAGAACGCAGCGGCUGUCCGCCCUAUCGAAGCCGCCUAAACCACCGCCUCUCCUCCCGCGCCCAAGGCUCCCCACCUCCAACCACGCCCCCACCAACGACAAGCAAGACGACCGCCGUGAAGCAUCGACGGGCGCGGCGUCCUCUGGCUCUGGGUCGCCCUCGGGCGCCGGAGACGUGCUCCGCCUGAUGGAUGCCCUCGGCGUCGCGCCCGACGAGGACGUCUACGUCUCCCUCCUCAGGGACUCCGUCGACGCCGCCGAGGUCGCCGCCGUGCACGCCCACUUCGACGCCGCACGCGCCGCGCCUGGCCUCCCCCUGCCGCUGGCCAACCGGCUGCUGCUCGCCUACGCGGCCUGCGGCGACAUGGCGGCCGCCCGCAAGGUGUUCGACGAAAUUCCCGUCAAGGACGGCAUCACGUGGGCGACCAUGGUGUCGGCCUACUCCGAUGGGUGUUUCCAUGAAGAAGCGCUAAGGCUCUUCACCCGCAUGUGCCAAGAAGAACAUGGGCUUGCUGGUGAUCUGCUCGGCCAUGCCAUUGUGGCAGUGCUGCGGUCAUGUGCUCGGCUGGGCAGAUUAAGGGGCUUUGGUGAGCAGGUACAUGCGCUCGUCGUCAAGACAAAGAGAGUCUGCGGUGAUACCGGUAGUUCGCUGCUGCAGCUGUACAUCGCAAGUAAUCAGCAUGACAGUGCGCGGCAAGUGCUUCAGGCGAUGAGGUGUUGUUCCCAUGAGCCAGUGCCCGAGGCAGCCUGGACUAGCUUCAUGACAGCUUGCCACCGGGACGGACUGCUAGAUGAGGCCAUCUAUGUCUUUAGGGACAUGGUGUCCUCCGGAGUCGCCAGGAGCAGCUUCUCCCUGUCGACUAUCCUUGCGGUAUGUGCAGAAUCAGAUAACUGCAGGUGUUAUGGACAGCAAGUGCAUGGCGACGCCAUCAAGCACGGCGUGGAAACAGACCAGUUCGUUGUGUCUGGGUUGGUCCACAUGUAUGCGAAGCAAGGACGGCUUGCAGACGCCGCGAGGGCAUUUGAGGCAGUGGGUGGCAAGCCUGACGCGGUGUGCUGGAACGCCAUGGCCAUGGGGUAUGCACGCGGUGGGUGGUACAGAGAGGCCACCAGAAUGAUGUACCAGAUGAAAGCUGCUGGACUGGAUCUUCCAGGACUAAAUGUGGUUGGAAUGGCCUGCUCCAGGUGAGCUGCUGAAUGGCAUCGUUGACUGCUGCACUGCACAUCUAUGGGAUUGAUGCAUCCAUGGCAGGAUUGAUGCAUGUUUUCCCAUUUUGGGCGAUGGAUCCCAAGGAGGACAUGAACCAGAAGGUGCUCCUCUUCGCCCGCAGGAACUGUGACCACCAGUGUUUGUUCACCUACUGGAGCAGCUGAGAAGAGGAGGAAGAAAAACAGGACAACUCUUCAGGAACUAGGGUUCAUACAACACUGUUCAUGAUGUGAGUAUAUCACCAUGUUCUUGAUUUUUUAGUUAACAAUAUUCAGUCACUAGGAGUACAACAGUAGCAGUACAUAGCUGGAAUAUGCAUUUACAUAGACUUACUGAUGGCUCAACAUUCGAGCUGAUUACUAGCAGUGCAACACUAGCAGUACACAUAUGGAUACUCACAGAUUACUCCUUUGUUACUGUAUUUAUCUAGAGAUGGGAGUAGAGCUGAAGCAGUACGACUUCACUGAAACUUAAUUCAGUUAACUCCAUAGACACCUGCUCUUUUUUGUUUAGAAGGGACCCUUAUCUCCAAUCUUGUAAGACAAAAUACUCCUAUCUGUAGUCCCUCGAAUAACUCUGUUCUUCCUCCCCAAGCCCGUAGUGAACAUUAAAUAAUGCAUGCAAAAUCUGACCAUUUAUAACUGAAGUCAAGUUUAUACUCAUAUGGUGCUUAUGGCAAGCAAGUUUUGUACUCCUGAAACUGGAAAAUGUGACUGAGACUGGAACCCACUACAUUAUUAUCUUGUUUGUUGUUACUGAAACUGGAAACCACUACUACUCCAGAGAUGCAAUUUGACUUGUUUCCAAUUAUUCUGCACUACGACUUGUUUAUUGCUACUGAAACUACUACCAAAAAGAACUUCCGCAACCCUAUGGUAUUAUAAAUUAACGAACUAUGAGCAUAAAUCUGUAAUACAGUACUGAGAGCAGCACAUAACUAGUGUAGUAUAGUACUCCUAUGGGAUGAAACCAUAACAGUUCAGUGAUACUCCACUGUAGUAUUCCUAGUGAAGCAUAACUGUAGUAUUCCUACUGAAGCAUAAAUAUGAGAAAUUGUUAUGGGAUGAAACCAUAACAAUUCAGUUUACUUAUGCUUGCAUUUACAAUAGGCACUUAACAAAUCCAGAAUCUUGCAUUUACUUAUGCUUUACACUGGUCACUAUCAAUUCUAAGUCACUAGUUUACUUAUGAUUUACUUAUGCUUGCAUUUACUUAUGCUUUGCAUCAGUCACUAUCAAUAGAAGACAAAGGUAUUGCUCAUUUAUGCUAAUUGCCAUUUAUUCCAAGUCUGACUUCAGAGUUUGGUUUGCUUUUUUUCGACAAGGGGAAUAUAUUAAUAUCGCGAAGAUACCAAUUACACCCGUCCUCUGUACCAACAAGAUGUCCAAAUACAUCAAGGAUACAAACAGCCAAAAAUGAAAAUAAAAAGAACAGAAGAAAGAAAAAAGAAAAAAGACCCCUCCACAGUGAACAAUCACUAGCAGCAGCAGCACUCUAACCACCACCAAAGACAACACUCAAAAUACAAAAGAGGUUCUCCAGAAGCAACGCCUCCAAGGAGGAAACAAUGCACAAGCGUUUAUUUAUUCAUUUUUGUGUGGAAGGCUCAAUCAGCCCAAGUUUAAGAGUGAUGCCACUCACAAUGCUUUAUGCAGCCCAAGUUGAACUGUACCUCAAAAUGGUGGAGUAUUUCUGUAUAGUUUAAGAGUGAUUCCCAAAUGCACAUGUGGUUUUGGUUGAAUUAACAAGCAAGCAAGCUAGUCUGGUUUGGGUUGAAUUAAAACUGUAGACGAAUGCUUCUCAAACUAUAGAUGAAUUAACAAGCAAGGUAGUCUGUUUUGGGUUGUGGAGUACUGCUCUCAUGUGGUCUGUGGAUGUAGCAGCCAAUUUGUAGCGUCAAAACAUGGAGUCAGCUGUUCAUUAGACCAUGGCUUACAUCCUCAGUGUAAAUUUGGUUCCACUAUUUAUUUGCGAUAUUCAUUUCCA
Messenger RNA from Triticum aestivum (bread wheat), 3336 nucleotides. Its product is annotated as pentatricopeptide repeat-containing protein At1g31790. The record is from RefSeq and is a predicted model, not a curated record. Bases 25 to 1329 code for a protein of 434 amino acids. Gene Ontology annotation, molecular function: RNA binding; protein binding. The transcript has 3 exons. Lineage: Eukaryota; Viridiplantae; Streptophyta; Magnoliopsida; Poales; Poaceae. Gene Ontology annotation, biological process: RNA modification.